GUGUACGUGGAGCAAAACAAUUACUCAUAUGCUGCUCGUUUUCUCUUCUGUCCUUAGUCGUGCAAGAAUUUUUGAGAAAUAGGUACUGACCGGUGGUAUAUUAUUUAACAAACUAUAUGGGAAAGCUGAUGUUAUCUUUAGAAGUCAUGCUUUCUACAUUCGCUUGACAGCCAAUGAUAGCACUCCAGGUAACGUUAGCUAGCUAACUAAUGUCGCUAGCAAGCUAGCUAGGUAACCCGUUAAAAAACACAGGUAAAUUGUCCAACUGCAUAAGCUAGAAAUGUAAAUAACUUUUGAAAUGAAAACUAGCUAGCAAGCAUUAUCAUUGUCUUGCAUUUACGAACCCCGGCAGUGGUUGUGUGUGACAUUUAGCUAGCUAGCUGAUUAACUAAACCGAUGGCUCCUAUGGGAAUCCGUCUAUCGCCACUUGGAGUGGCCGUGUUUUGCUUAUUGGGACUCGGCGUGAUCUACCACCUAUAUGCCGGAGUUAUAUCCAACCGCAUAGCUGCUUUCACGUCGAAGAGGACAGUGAAUCUCCGCGACCUGCUCGCACUGUCAGUGGAGGCUGCAGUCCAGGGCGGUCGGGAGGUGAAGAGGGUCAGAGAAGAGGACAAGUUAGAAGAGAAGACCAAGGGGAAAACGAAGGAAGGGGCGAGUGAAAAGCUCACUCAGGGGGACUUAAACUCUCACAGAAAGAUGUAUUAUCUUAUCAAGAACACUUAUCCAUAUGUACAGGUGAACUCUGAAGAGCAUGAUGAGACCAACAAUGAGCUGGGGGUGUGGAACAGAGACAUCCCUGCUGACAUCCUAAAAAGCGUGGAGGGGGGCAGGGAUGUGCCCGCUGACAGUAUCACCAUCUGGAUAGACCCACUGGACGCCACUCAGGAGUAUACAGAGAACCUGCUCAAGUAUGUCACGACCAUGGUGUGUGUGGCCGUGGACGGGAAACCUGUCAUAGGCGUGAUCCACAAACCUUUCACAGGAUACACAGCUUGGGCCUUGGUUGGUCAUGGGUCUAACAUGAAGCCUCGCACCACCUACAACAUGAACCCCCCCAAGGUCAUCGUGUCCCGGUCGCACGCCGGGAAGGUGAAGGGUUUCAUCGAGGAGGCCUUCGGCAACACUACAGUUAUUCUCCCAGCAGGGGGCGCAGGCUAUAAGGUGCUGGCUCUGCUGGACCCCCUUGAUGAGGACAUUGAGAAGGCUGACGUGUACAUCCACGUCACCUUCAUCAAGAAGUGGGACAUCUGUGCCGGCAACGCCCUGCUCACGGCCCUGGGAGGUCACAUGACUACGCUGAAGGGCGAGGAGAUAGACUACUCGGGGGCCGCGGGCAACAGGGAGGGUCUGCUGGCCAGCAUCAAGGUGGACCACCAAGACCUGGUGGCCAAACUGCCGGCAUGGGACUCCUCUGACAAACACUGAGGAUCUCACACACACACACACACACACACACACACACACACACACACAUAUAUAUAUGCACAGACACAUAUAUAUAUGCACACACACACACAUCACACACAGAUGAUCAGAGACAAAUGGACAAGAUGACCAUAAGCCUUGAAGACCUAACAAGCACAGAUGAGAGGACAACACGAUCUGGGACAAGACAAUAAUGCAAUAUAUUACAAAGCCCGCCAGUCUUUUUCAAACUCCUUUCACCAUUUUUUUAAUGUUUGUUAUGCUAGAUAGGUUAACCGUUUGAGGGGAUAAAUUGUUUAACUAUAGCUUAACACCUUACGUGAUGGGGCGGGGUUUUGGCUGCUGCAAUGCGAAUCGAGUUUGAAUAUUGGAAUGGUAGUUUGAGUGAAUCUUUCCUUUUAAAAAAAAAACAUUCUUUAUUUUUCUAAGUAGUCCGCUUGAUACAGUCCCAACGUGAAAAUCCUACAUCUUGGAAAACUUAACUGCUGACACGCAAGACAUUUUGGGAUUGUACAGUGGACUAAUGGAAAAAAUACCAAAAGAUUGUUUGAGUGGAUUUGUCCUUUAAUGCAUGGUACUUCCUUCAGAUUCACAUUCAUUUGAUUGUUCUGUAUGCAUGUGAAUGUACAGUACUUAUUCUUUCAUGAAUAUCGUCAGAGUUCACUUUGUAUCGCAGCCUCCUUCGCCUCCACCUUUUGGUAAAAGUCUAUACAGUGUGUUAAAUCCAUAUGUGGCUUAUUUAGUCAAUGCAUUUGUAAAUAAGUCUACUAGAAACCAUGCUUUUGUAGGUAUGUUAAGUGGAAAUACUUAUUUGCUAAACAAGCUAAUUUAGCAACAAUAUAUUGGAGAUCUUUGGUAAUGAUUUAGAUUGUCAACAGAACACCCCUACUGUAUAUUGACAUUCAGAAUAUACCAUUCAUACAUGGAUAUCCCUUGGCUAACACUGUGAAUACUAACUGUAUUGUCCAACAGUGCUUUCUCAAAAGGACUAUUUUUGUGCAGUAUGUGCAUAUGUUGUGUGUCUGAACUGGAUGUGAUUGCUAAGCCUGUGCAUAUAGCUGUCAUGUAGCUGUGUCUCUCAAACUCCCCUCUUGUGUUUUAAAUUAAACGGUGGUGUGCAUGACA
Messenger RNA from Salmo salar (Atlantic salmon), 2550 nucleotides. It is a transcript of the gene bpnt2, whose product is annotated as 3'(2'), 5'-bisphosphate nucleotidase 2. Gene Ontology annotation, cellular component: endomembrane system. Gene Ontology annotation, molecular function: 3'-nucleotidase activity. The record is from RefSeq and is a predicted model, not a curated record. Lineage: Eukaryota; Metazoa; Chordata; Actinopteri; Salmoniformes; Salmonidae. Gene Ontology annotation, biological process: phosphatidylinositol phosphate biosynthetic process.